UUAGUCUGUGUGGGAAAUGGGAAAUGGGAAAUGGUCAGAUAGAUCCUGCAAGAACCUAAACCUAACACUCGUUUUUUUGUCAUCAAAAAAGAUUCUCUGUCUCUCCGAUCCUCGUCGAUCUGAAGAAUCUCGGAGACCAGUCACUUCAAUGGCGGAAUCUGUAGCUUCUCAAACUCCGUCGCUCUCGGAGCAAUAUCAUUUGGAGAAGGAAGUGAAGCAAGACACGAGUGCGAAGCCUGUCGAGGUUGCACCAGAGGUUACUUCUCAAGCUGAAGACGUUAGCACCGACAAAGCCAGUGAAGAAUCUCCUGCUGAGGAAGCUGUUUCUGCUGUUGAGGAGAAGUCUGAGUCUCCUCCUGCUUCUGAAGAGGCUCCUCCUGCUGUGGUAGUGGAAGACAGUGCUGAUGAGACUCCUGCUGCGGUGGAAGAGAGUAAUGACGAAAACGCUAGUGAAGAAGUUGUUGAGGAGACUCCUGAUGAGAUCAAGCUUGAGACAGCUCCUGCUGAUUUCCGUUUCCCGACAACUAACCAAACAAGGCAUUGUUUCACACGAUACAUUGAAUAUCACAGAUGUGUAGCUGCUAAGGGUGACGACGCUCCAGAAUGCGACAAGUUUUCAAAGUUUUACCGAUCUCUUUGCCCCGGUGAAUGGGUUGAUAAGUGGAACGAGCAAAGAGAGAAUGGAACUUUCCCUGGUCCUCUUUAAGACACUCUCCUGCCUGAAGAAGAAUCUUCUUUUGAUGUUACCUUCAUGAUGUCAGAGCUCCAAUUACACUGCAGAGUUUAAUAAGAUUUUACAGAACCAGCUCGUUUGGUUCCCCUUCAUAAGAUGUGAGAAUUUAACAACUAUAAUCUCAAAUUUUUUCUCUUUUACCUAUAUGCUCAUCUCAAGUUUUGAGGAUCUUCUGAUUUUGAAAUGUUGUUCUGCCUGAUUAUAUGCUUUUCAAUGGCGAGCUUCAAUUUUUAGUACCA
Messenger RNA from Brassica oleracea var. oleracea, 972 nucleotides. RefSeq names its product cytochrome c oxidase subunit 6b-1-like. The record is from RefSeq and is a predicted model, not a curated record. The coding region runs from base 17 to 706 and encodes 229 amino acids. Lineage: Eukaryota; Viridiplantae; Streptophyta; Magnoliopsida; Brassicales; Brassicaceae. The transcript has 5 exons. Gene Ontology annotation, cellular component: respiratory chain complex IV; mitochondrion.